Balaenoptera ricei (Rice's whale) is the source of this 3411-nucleotide messenger RNA. RefSeq names its product zinc finger protein 791-like. The record is from RefSeq and is a predicted model, not a curated record. Gene Ontology annotation, molecular function: DNA-binding transcription repressor activity, RNA polymerase II-specific. Bases 154 to 1998 code for a protein of 614 amino acids. Gene Ontology annotation, biological process: negative regulation of transcription by RNA polymerase II. The transcript has 4 exons. Lineage: Eukaryota; Metazoa; Chordata; Mammalia; Artiodactyla; Balaenopteridae.
GCUCGCUCAUUCCCAUUUGCUCCCGCCGCGCAGCACAUCCCCUCUCGGUGCCCUUAAAGGGCUCCGGUGGCUCCGCGGCAUCCUCUGUCGCUGAGACCUGCACUUGCCGCGGUAGUCGUGGGGUGGACGACAGGGAAGCCGAGAAACCGAAAAAUGGACCCAGUGGCCUUUGAGGAUGUGGCUGUGAACUUUACCUUGGAGGAGUGGGCUCUGCUGGGGCCUUCACAGAAGAAACUAUACAGAGAUGUGAUGCGGGAAACCUUGAGGAACCUGGCGUCAGUAGGGGAAAAAUGGGAAGACCAUAACACUGAAGAUCAGUACAAAAACCAGGGAAGAAAUCUGAGAAGUCAUACAUUACGGAGACGCUGUGAAAGUGAAGAAGGUAGUCAGGGUGGCGAAAACAUCAGCCUUAUUCCAAUUCUUAAUCUGAACAAGAAAAAUUCUACUGCAGUAAAACCAUGGGAGUGCAGUGUGUGUGGAAAAGUCUUCAUGAGUCGUUCAUCCUUUAAUAGGCACGUUAGAUCUCACACUGCACCCAAACCAUCCAGGUAUCAGGAAUAUGGAAAGAAGCCUUAUAAAUGUAAGGUAUGUGGGAAAGCCUUCAGUUAUCUCCAGCCUUUUCAAAAACAUGAAAGUAAUCAUGGUAUAGAGAAAUCCUAUAAAUGUAAGGAAUGUGGGAAAUCCUUUAGAUAUCGCCAAUCUGUUCGAAAACAUGAACGGACUCACACUGGAGAGAAACCCUAUCAAUGUAAACAAUGUGGGAAAGCCUUUCGAUAUCAUCAAACCUUUCAAACACAUGAAAGAACUCAUACAGGGGAGAAACCCUAUGAAUGUAAGCAAUGUGGUAAAGCCCUCAGUUGUCCAAGUUCCUUUCGAAGUCAUGAAAGGACUCAUACUGGAGAAAAACCCUAUGAAUGUAAAAAGUGUAGUAAAGCCUUCAGUUGUCCCAGUUCUCUUCGAAAACAUGAGAGAACUCACACGGGAGAGAAACCUUACGACUGUAAGGAAUGUGGGAAAGCCUUUAUUUCUCUUGGAAGCUUUCAAAGACACAUGAUAACACAUACUGGAGUUGGACCUUAUAAAUGUAAGGAAUGUGGAAAAGCAUUCAAUUGUCCCAGUUCAUAUAGAAUACAUGAAAGAUCUCACACUGGAGAAAAACCCUAUGAAUGUAAACAAUGUGGUAGAGCCUUCAGUUGUUCCAGUUCCUUUCGAACACAUGAAAGAACUCACACUGGAGAGAAACCUUAUCAAUGUAAGGAAUGUGGAAAAGCCUUCCAUUGGCUCACCACUUUUCAAGUCCAUGUGAGAACUCACACUGGCGAAAAACCCUAUAUAUGUAAGCAGUGUGGUAAAGCCCUCAGUUGUCCCACUUCAUUUCGAAGACAUGAACGGACUCACACUGCAGAGAAACCCUAUGAAUGUAAGCAAUGUGGGAAAACCUUCAGUUCUCCUCUAGGUUUGCAAAUACAUGAAAGAACUCACACUGGAGAGAAACCCUAUAAAUGUGAGAAAUGUGGGAAAGCAUUUGUUUCUCUCACAAGCUUUCGAAGACACAUGAUGACACACACUGGAGAUGGACCUUAUAAAUGUAAGGAAUGUGGGAAAGCAUUUAAUUGUCCCAGUUCAUUUCGAAUACAUGAAAGAACCCACACAGGAGAGAAACCCUAUGAAUGUAAAAUAUGUGGUAAAGCCUUCAGUUGUUCCAGUUACGUUCAAGUACAUGAAAGAACUCAUACUGGAGAGAAACCCUAUGAAUGUAAGGAAUGUGGGAAAGCCUUCAUUUACCGCACAACCUUUCGAGGUCACAUGAGAAUGCACACUGGUGAGAAACCGUAUAAAUGUAAAGACUGUGGGAAAGCCUUUAGUCGACCCAGUUCAUACAGAAGCCAUGAAAGAAUUCACACUGGAGAGAAACUUCUUGAAUGUAAGCAUUGUGGGAGAGCCUUUAAUUGGCCCACAUCCUUACAUAAACAUGUCAUGAGAAUGCACACUGGAUAAAUUAUAACUGAUAAAUACAAGAGAGUUUCCUAUCAACAAAUAUUGGGCUGGCCAAAAAGUUCAUUUGGGUUUUUCCAUAACAUCUUAUGGAAGAAUGAACUUUCUGGCCAACCCAAUACAUUCAGUCAUGUGAAAACUCUACUGGAGAGAAAUGAUACACCAUGGAGAGAAAUGUUAUAACGUAAAUAAUAUGGGAAAGCCUGAUGUAGAUUAAUUCACAUAUAAUGCUCCAGAAAAAAAUAAAUGUUUUACAAGUUAAAAAUAUAUCAUCUUUAUCAGUGGUUUAUUCUGAAACUCAAGUCUCUAAUUAUGGAUUCUACUUGUUAAUUUUUCAAAUGAACACUGAGUUGAAACAAUUCUGUAAGUAAGUACUCUUUAAGCAAUAGUACAUAAGCUUAGUAGGUAGUAUUUUUCCUUAAAUCAGUUUAUAGAAUUUUUGUCUUUCCAUUUUGAAAUCUGUUGGAUCCAUGGGUGAACUGGAAUAUAAUUGUAAUGUGCCAAUAUUAUAUAAUGUGCCAAAAUAUAUAAUUUUUAAGUCAUCCUGUAAGUAAAGGGGGCAUGGAAUAAUGACACUCUGGUAGUUGUUGGGAUUUUCCUAUUGUUUUCAUGUGGCAGGUACUGGAUAUUUCUUACCCAUUGUAAAUAUGCCUCUUUUAUUAGAAAAGUUUUUUUCUUUUGUCAGAAGAGCCUUCUUCCAUUUUCCUUGCUAAUUAAUAGUUGGCAUAAAUUUGUAAGUAUGUGAAGUUUAUCACAGUAUAAUCUCAUUUGACUUAGUAUUUACAUCUUUUCUCUUUACUCUUUGUCAUUUUCUCUUUACUCUUUGUCAUUCCAUCUGACUGUGAUUUGGGUAAGAGACUUUAAGAGACCAAUGUUGACAUCAACUGCAUAUUUAAAGCAACCUUACAUUGUUUGCAAGUGCUGUUAUUUUAGAUUUAAAUUUGUAGCUACAAUAUCUUUGCACUGAAGCAACAUUUUUCCCCCACCAAUGCAUUAAAAAAUCCUCCUACAUUAUUCUGAUGUCACCAGUUAGGGUCUCUUUUACCCAUAAUGCAAUUAGAAUAAUUAUAUCACUGAAGUCAACUAGUGGUAUUACCAUCCCUUCAUUCAUACUGAGCACCUACUAUGUGCCUGUGCUGUAAAUACAACAGUGAACAUAACUGAUGUGGUUACUGCUCUCACAUUGCAAGUCUGUGAGAUUAAAUACAAACAUUACAUUUCUAGCUACUUUUUAAAGUGUUAUUAACAUUUAAACUGAUUCAUUUUUGUAAUAACAUUGUACGUUAAUGGACCAAUAAGUCUUUAUAUUUGCAAAAAGAAAAGAGACCUGUUACAGGACACUAAAAUGUAGAAUUGGAGAUGCUCUCCUGGAAUGUGUUAUGUCAACAUGGGUAAUAUGUUGUGACCUACAUUUUC